Trichoderma reesei QM6a is the source of this 7248-nucleotide messenger RNA. Its product is annotated as polyketide synthase. Bases 1 to 7248 code for a protein of 2415 amino acids. The transcript has 9 exons. Gene Ontology annotation, molecular function: fatty acid synthase activity; phosphopantetheine binding; oxidoreductase activity. Gene Ontology annotation, biological process: fatty acid biosynthetic process; secondary metabolite biosynthetic process. NCBI's taxonomy places the organism in Eukaryota, Fungi, Ascomycota, Sordariomycetes, Hypocreales, Hypocreaceae. The record is from RefSeq and is a predicted model, not a curated record.
AUGGCUUCGACGAACGGGAUUGACGCUCGCUGGCUUGAUGCCAACGGAGACGAGCCCAUUGCCAUUAUUGGAACAGCCUGCCGGUUCUCAGGGACUGCUUCCAAUGAAGAUGGUCUAUGGCAGCUGCUGUCGAGCGGCAGGACUAGCUGGGCUAGCAAUGCCAGAAACCGAUUCAAGAUGGAGUCGUUCUGGCACCCCCAGGCUCAUCUCGCCGGUUCGACCAACGCUCGAGGCGUUCAUCUCCUUCAGCAGGACCCUGCUGUUUUUGAUAGUGACUUUUUUGGCAUCAGCGGUGUUGAAGCCAAAGCCGUGGACCCUCAGCAGAGACUCAUGCUCGAGGUGGCUUACGAGACCUUUGAGAAUGCCGGCAUUCCCAUUGAACAGCUGGAAGGCUCCAACACUGGCGUUUUCUGUGCCGUUUCUUACACUGAUUACGACCAAAUUCUUGGUCGCGAUCAAGAAACCUCACCAAUGUACCGUUUCACGGGAACAGGGCCAUCUCUCACAUCUGCCCGUGUGUCGUAUGCUUUUGACUUGCACGGACCAAGCAAGUCCGUCGACACGGCUUGCUCUAGUGCCUCGGUGGCUUUACAUGACGCCAUCCUGGCUCUUCGAGCUGGUGAUGCUGACCAGAUUCUGGUGGGGGGCUGCAAUCUGAUUCUAGACCCUGACAAAAUGUCCAUCAUCUCAUCCAUGUCAUUCCUUUCUCCUGAUGGUCGAUGCUAUUCCUUUGAUGAUCGCGCCAGCGGGUACGCCCGGGGCGAAGGCGUUGUUGGCAUGCUCCUGAAGCCCCUUAGCGCAGCCCUCCGGGAUGGCGAUCCCAUUCGAUCCGUGAUCCGAGGUAGUGCAGUUGUGUCCGAUGGUAAAACCCCGGGCAUCACAAUGCCAUCGCCUGAUAGCCAAUACGCAGCGAUUCAGCGCGCUUAUUCAGUGGCCGGGCUUGAUCCCAGAGAGACAGUCUAUGUGGAAGCACAUGGCACUGGCACAAAUGCUGGAGAUAAUUGCGAGGUUACCGCCUUUAGCAAAGCAUUUUGCCCAGACAGGUCGGGCAAGCUCAUUAUUGGCAGCGCCAAGUCCAACCUGGGCCACACAGAAUGCGUGUCAGGCUUGACCGGCAUAUACAAGGUCCUUUUGAUGCUUGAGAAGGGCGCAAUCGUCCCGACUCCCACCUUUCAGAACGCCAAUCCCAGGCUGCAAUUAGAGACGAGAGGGCUAGAAGUUGCAUCCAAGCUUCAACAGUGGCCAGAGGGAACGCUCCGCCGGGCGUCCGUGAACGGAUCCGGCUACGGUGGCACCGAUACCCAUGUCAUUCUUGAAGCCUGGUCACCACCAGCUAAGACGAUCGAGGCAGCAUCGCAGCUUGAGCUGAGAGGACCCCGCCAUGCAGCUGCCGGUGAGAUCCCCAAAGCCAGCCCAAAGGUCUUUGUCUUGAGCCACCAGCGAGAAGACGGCUUCUCCAAGCUGGCUGUUUCCUGGAAGAGAUUCCUCAUGGAGGCCAAGGCAAACCACAAAGAGCUGUCUCUUGACGACUUGGCCUACACGCUGUCGUCUAGGCGAACGCGGUUUGCACAGAGGGCUUCAUUCAUUGCUUCCAAUGUUGACGAGCUCCUGGACGGGAUCAAGAAGAUUGAGCUUGGCUCCAUCCGGCCUGUGAAAGCACUUGCUGAUUCACGAACGUGCUUCAUCUUCACUGGUCAGGGAGCCCAGUGGGCUCAGAUGGGUCUGGAACUCUUCUCCGCCUAUCCUCUCUUUGCUGAGUCGAUGCGUACAUCUGAGAGGGAGCUCAUUCGCAUGGGUGCAACCUGGCGCUUGAUCGAUGAGUUGAAGAAGCCCAAGGAAGAGUCUCGUAUCAACGAUGCUGAGUUGGCGCAGCCGUGCUGUACCGCAAUUCAGGUCGCAUUCGUGGACCUCCUCGCUUCAUGGGGCGUGCACCCGGAUAUGGUCUGCGGUCACUCAAGUGGCGAGAUCGCGGCGGCAUAUGCUGGCGGCAGCUUGACCGCGUCAGAAGCGAUCAAGGUGGCCUAUCACAGAGGCAAGUCUGUCUACUACCUCACGCUGAAGAAGGGCACGAGGCAGGGAGGCAUGCUUGCCGCAGGUCUGUCAGAGACCGACGCGCUCAAGUAUACCUCCAAGUACAGCGAGCAAACAGUCAACGUCGCGUGCAUCAACAGUCCCUCCAGCGUCACGAUAUCAGGUGACGUCGGGGCUAUUGAGGAGAUUGCGAAUAAGCUCGAGGAGGACGGCGUCUUCAACCGACGUCUGGCUGUUCCAGUAGCCUACCACUCCUUCCACAUGGCUGCCGUUGGAGAGUCCUAUGGCGCAGCGCUUGAGAAUCUCCAGCCUCGCCAGUUCAAGCCAAGUGUGCGAAUGGUAUCCUCUGUCAAUUGUGAAGAGGUUGACGGCCGAGAGCUCGAUGGCGAUUACUGGGUUCGCAACCUGCUGCGUCCCGUUCGCUUCGCGCCAGCAUUGGCCAAGCUCCUCAGUCUUCCUGCGAAAGGCAGCACCUCGUCUGCGUUGCCGCCUACUGUCAUGGUUGAGCUUGGCCCUCACCCGGCACUGCAGGGGCCUGCUACCCAGACAGCCAAGACCGUCGGAGGCCUUCCCCCCGUGCACUACUUCACCUGCUUGAAGAGAAAGGAGAAUGCGGUCCACAGCGUGCUCACGCUCGCGGGUGGCCUGUUCAACAGUGGUCUCCCCAUUACGCUGACGGGCGCCAACAAUCCUCUGGGCACUCCCACCAAGGUAUUGACCGACCUGCCGUCGUAUACCUGGAACCAUGGCAAGACACACUGGAACGAGUCCCGCCGCAGCCAGGCAUACCGUCUGCGAAAGUUCCCCCGUCAUGAUCUUUUGGGAUCUGCUGCUGCUGAUAGCAUCAGCGCCGAGCCGUCUUGGAGAAUGUUUGUUAGGCUUUCCGAGAUCCCGUGGGUCAGAGAUCAUUGCAUUGACGGCCAGAUUGUCUUCUCCGCAGCCGGCUUUCUGACUAUGAUAGUGGAAGCCGUGAAGCGCCAGUCGGUCGUAGCGCAGCGGCCUUGGAAGAGAAAGGUGAUUGAGUUCAAGCAAGUCGCCAUCGAUAGGCCUCUCCUUGUUCAGGAGGAUGCCUUUGGAACCGAGGUUUUCAUUCUUCUACGACCCUAUGCAGUGACAGCUCGUGAUUCGAGCUCGAAGUGGCAGGAGUUCCGGAUCUACAGUGUUUCUCAGAACAAUGAAUCUACAGAGCACUGCCGGGGCUUGAUUGGCCUGUCGGAGAACAAGGGCAAGCUGGGAACCCCCCCACAAUCUGCAGCAGGUGGUGCUUGGGCGCAACUUGAAUCCACGCAGCUGUACAAGCUCCUGAGCAGCUCCGGCAAUGGUUAUUCAGGCUGCUUUGCCAACCUUGAUAAAGUCUCGGCCCGUGCUUGGGAGUCCAACUGCGAGCUGACUGUUCCCGAUGUCAAGGCCACAAUGCCCUCCGGCCACCAAGAGCCGCACCACAUCCAUCCCACGACACUGGAAGGCUGUUUCCUGGCAUGCCUUCCUGGUGUGAGACUUGGCAAAGGACUGGACGGCCCUCAAGUGGUCUCCUCUAUUGAUGAGCUCUGCAUUUCGACCGAUAUUGAGCUCCAGCCGGGGCACAAGCUCUCUCUCACGGCCAAGUCAAGCCCGCAUGGAUUGAGACAGCACAUUUCGGACAUUUUUGCUACGGACAGCGCAAAGAAUGUCAUUGUUCGAGUUGCUGGCAUCAAGUUCUCAUCGUUGGGAAGCUAUCAAGACGAGACAAAUGUUGUCGAUGACCCUCUGUGCCACCAGGUUGAGUGGCUCUUGGAUCCCUUUUCUUCGCCCAGUGAAGCCUUGGCCGCUUACUGCCAGAGAACACUGGAGGCCAGCCCUCGGCAGCCACGCCAGACCUACAACUCCUUCUCUCAGGCCGCCGAGGAUGACUCCUUCAAGAGAUGCUACGUACAGCUUGCCGAGUAUCUCAAGCUUGUGCAGUACAAGGUGCCCAACCUGCGUAUCCUGGAAGUCGGCGGCGGAGCUGGCGCCCUGACCUCUGUGCUCCUCGAGGCCAUCUACGGAGAGAAGCGGAAGUAUGCAACUACCAAGGGCUCCUACGUUUUCACUGACGUCUCCGACGUAUCCAUUUCCCAAGCCCAAGAGGCACUCAAGGCGUUUGAGGGCGUUGUGGAAUACAAGACCCUCAACGUAGAGCAGUCUCCGGCUCAGCAGGGCUUUGAGCUCAAUUCCUUUGAUGUCAUUGUCGCAUCAAAUGCCAUCCAUGCCACGCUUAGCCUCGAGCACAACCUUGGCAAUCUGAAGAGCCUCCUCAAGCCCGGUGGCCAAAUUGCCUUUGCAGAACUCGUCGCGCCGUCUCAUCGAUGGGGAAUCAACGGAAACUCUCAAAACUCUCCUCUUUUGUCCACGCCGGAAUGGGAAGGUGUCCUCGUUAAGAGCGGCUUUUCUGGUGUUGCACUCGAGUUCAAGGACUUUGCAUCGGAGGAGGAGCACGAAGUGAGCCUGCUCAUCUCCAAUGCUGCAAACUCUGAGGUGAAGGAGGGCGUUGGAAGCAUCACUAUCUUUACCGGGCGACAGACUGGUGUGGCAGAGGAGCUGCGCAGUGGCCUGGUGGCUCAAUAUCCUGGCACCGUGGUGUCCGCCGUUCCACUUGCCAAGGAGGCGGCAUCUCCUGGGGCCUACAUCUUCCUUUCGGAUGUUUCUGAGAACUUUUUGUCGACGGCGUCUGAGAAAGACUGGGAGAACGUCAAAGAUAUCCUCAGCGACGCGACAGCUGUGCUGUGGGUGACCAAGGGAGCCUCUACAACUGGCCAGGCACCUCAUCGUGCACUCGUUACUGGGCUGGCACGAAGCCUGCGUGUGUCUCGACCCGACCUCAGGUUCUUCACCGUGGACAUCGACGCAAGCUCUGCGGAGGCCGCUAGUAUUCUGCAGGUUUAUGAGAAGUACUUGGGCCCUGGUGCCUCCCCCUACUCUGCGGCCGAGUGGGAGCUUGCCAUCUCCAAUGGAAGCAUCGUGAUACCGCGGUUGUUGGAGAACAAGGUGGUCAACCACCAGGUUCAGGACACUACCUCAAAGUAUCACCCGCGCGAGGAAACUUAUACCGAUCUUAGCCGUUCUCUGGGUCUCCGAAUCAAUUCUGUCGGAGUCUUGGACUCUCUGUACUGGGCUGAUGAUGAAGCCCACGCUCAGCCUCCCAGCGUAAUGCAGGCCAAAGUUCGGGUGGAAAGUUUCGCGCUCAACUUCAGGGACAUGCAGACGAUUACCGGCCAGCUCGAAGGCAACUCGUCUCUUCUCCUUGAGGGAAGUGGCACAGUCAUCGAGGUCGGCGAUGCUUCCCAGUCAAGCCUAUCUGUGGGCGAUCGGGUUAGCUUCUUUGUCCCUGAUGGGCUGGCCACUGUCAGCAAUGUGGACGUUCGCCACGCCGUCAAGGUUCCGGGAGACAUCAGCAGUGAUGUCGCCGCUGCUGUUCCGCUGGCUUACUCGACUGCGCUGUAUGCUCUCCGAGAUGUCGCCAGGCUUCAGCGAGGCGAGAGUAUCCUGAUCCACUCUGGAGCUGGAGCAGUCGGCCAGGCAGCAAUUGCCCUUGCAAAGGCUUUUGGCGUUGAAGACAUUUACGUCUCCGCUGGAAGCGCAGAAAGGGCAGAGCUCAUCAGCAGCAUGUUUGGAAUCCCGGCUGGCCACAUCGUAUCCAGCCGAGACCUGGAACUGGGUCAUCGUCUUCUUGAGCUGACGAAUGGACGAGGCGUCGACGUCGUUGUCGGUUCCCUUUCUGGAGACGCCUUCUCAGAGAGCUGCAGCGCCGUUGCCCCCUUCGGCCGAAUUAUUCAGCUCUGCGAGAGAGACGUUGCAAACAACGGACGAUUGGACAUGAAGGCUCUUCAGAAGAAUGUGUCCCUUUCUGUCGUGAACAUGGGCUUCCUCGCAAGAGAGAGGCCCCUGGUGUUCCACGAGCUACUGGAAACCUCUUUCAGCAUGCUCCAGAAGGGGACGUUGGCUCUGGUUGGCCCGAUUGUGUCGUCCCAUGCUUCCAAGGUUGCUGAGCAGCUUCGAUUGAUACAGGCGGGCGAUUUUGUUGGCAAGUCGGUGUUCCAGCUGGACGCCAAUCUGCCACUGAAGAUUCAACCCCAAAAGCCGAAGCCUGCGGCCCUGCGGGAAAACAGCUCUUACCUUAUCGCUGGUAAUGCUGGGAACCUAGACGCAGCAGUUGCCAGAUACUUGGCGAAGCUGGGAGCUCGCCGCGUCAUCGCGUGUCAGGGUUCUGGCAUCGAGGCGGCUUCGGACGAGAUCAAGAGCCUCGGCACUGAUGUCGUCUUGAUUCGCGGCAACACUUCCGGCCAGCUGUUUGUCGAUCAGCUGCGAGAGGCAAGCGCUGAUGCACCUGUCAGGGGCAUCAUUCUUGGAGAUGCCGAGAUUUCUGACGCGGACCUCAAAGCUGUGUCAUAUUCUCAGUGGUCGACUGCCGUUGAGCAUGCCACCAAAGGCAUCACCAGCCUCCAGGAGGCCUUUGGCUCAAACCUCGACUUCUUCAUCCUGCUGAACCGCACUUCCACUUUCGUGGGUGGUCCUGAGCAGAGCAUCGCCAGUGCCAUCGGCGCGUUCCGGGACAGCUUUGCCCAGACUCAAGCCAGCCAGGGCCUCCCCGUCAAGUCUAUUGCCCUCGGCGCUGUGGAGAAGGAAAGCUCUGAUGACGCCGAAGAUGUGCUCCCUCCCUCCGACAUCCGCCCGCAGACCGUAGACGAGGUCCUCGCCGUGAUCAACUAUGCCAUCCAAAGCCCCUCCCACCAGAGCCAUAUCAUCUGCGGCGCCAGCCAAUUCGCCCCCAAUCCCGCCUCCCCCUCCCCUUCGCAGCGCCCAGACGCCCGCUUCGCACACGUCUGGUCCCGCGCCGCCCCCCGCGCCUCCUCCAAGGGCGGCGGCGACGACGACUCCUUUGACGUGCAGGCGGCGCUGCGCAGCUCCGCCACCGGCGAGGCCGCCGUCGACGCCGUCUUCACGGGCCUGAAGCAGAAGCUCGCCAAGCUGCUGGCCGUGCCGACGACGGAGAUCCAGCCGGACCGCGCGGUGUCGAGCUACGGCGUCGACUCGCUCGUCUCGGUCGAGCUGCGCAACUGGAUCACGGGAUACCUGGGCGCACACGUGCAGAUGCUGGAGCUGAUGAGCUCCAUGGCCAUGGUGCAGCUUUCGGAGGUGAUUGCCAAGAGGUCCCGGCUGGUGCCUGCGACUGUCUUUGGGGUUGCGGAGGAGAAGAAGUAA